GUAAAAAAUGGGGUGUUAAUAUUUCAGAGUAAACAUAUUUUAACCCAGAUAGAGUAUUUUCAACAUUUUGAAGAGUAAAGUUGCUCUAUCAGUGGAGUUAAAAGUGAGUGUAAAAAUCUACAGAAACGCAGCAUUUUCAACUAUACGGCAGUGAUGAAUACCCGCCAUUCUGCUGUUUUGCACAUGUUUGGCACGACGUCGGUGGAGGAAGACUGCGAUUGAGCGUUAUACCACUGAUAUAACUUGGGGCAAAAUGCUGUUGCGUGUUCAAUUCGGGGAAGAGCAGAAAUACGUCAAGCUGUCUGAGCUGACAUUCGAUGCUUUCUUGAAAGAAGCAUGUCUAAAAUUCAACAUACCAGAAAGCAGGCAGCCAGACAUUAAGGUUUAUGACCAGUCAGACACGGAAGUUGACACAGAGGUUUUUGAAGAAAUAGUGAAGGAGUCACCUGGAACUUUCAGAAUCAUGCUGGGCAAUGGAGGACUUGGUGCCUCUCAAUCAUCAUCAUGCUCGGGUACAUCUGAUGACACCAUCAUCCUGAAUUUAAUGAUGUGUGACCCUGUUGAAGAAGUAGCCGCUGACGAAGGAAGCCAGCCUAAAAGGCCAUGCCAUAUAAACUACGAGGCAAAAGCUUUGAUUGAAAAAAUCCUAACAUCAAAACCUGGUGGUGAACGCAUUAUGCAAGAGUAUGGAAAAACCAAAUCUCUGACAGAUGCCACCAGAAGACAGAUGAUUAACAUACUUGCUGCUGAGAUGACAGAAACACAUGGGACAUCCCCCCCCAAAAGUGUUAGAGUGAUGUAUGCACAGGGGAUAGUAGCCUUGUUUCCCUAUCUAGAAGACCCAUACUCACAACAUGGAUAUGAACAUUACUACGAUCCGGAGAGUGGUUCGGGAUACCUUGCAUGGCGAUUGAAGACCAUACAGAGAAAAUCAGCAGAGGAAAGAGGUGCCUCAGUCAGCAAAUCUCCUAAAGUUGGUGGGCCAGGCCGUGGUCGUCAGCCCUUCGCCAAUGACAGAGAGCUGUCUGAUGAGGAUGUGGAAGCAGCUAUUGCUGUUUUGAAACACUCUUCUGAUGAAAAGACUGUCCGUGAGAAGAUGAAAAUGACCUUCGUAUAUCGGCAAGCAAUGGUCAACGAUGAAGCCAAAUCAUCAGAUGUCUUCUUGGUCUUCCCACGAUUUCUGGACACACCAGGACUGAUAGAACAAGAUUUCAGACUUCUGUUUGGUGAGGCCACGGCCAACAAAUUUUUGGAGAAGUGGCCAACCACUUUCAAAGCAAAAGUAAUAAAGGAAAGCCAUGGACUUGUACCCACCACAGAACUCUUGGAUUUGAUGCGGAAUGCUGAGUCAGCUGCUGAAGUUGAGAAUGGCUGGGACAGUGACAUGUCUGCCAUCUUGCUGCUGCUACAUUUGCUACCACCAUCUGCACAAGGUAGAAAGAAGCCGGGAAAGCUGUCUGCAUAUCAAGCUGUAGAUCAGCUUAUCAGAUUUCAAAAGGUUGGAACCAGUGUGCAGCAGCAUCUAGACAACAUCACCCAAAGCAGUCAGCCCUACCUUCUCGCCCAGGGAUCCACACAAAGCACCAUUCACUCCUUCUUCAUUGUGGUCGACAAGAAAGCACUUCCAUGCAAGGCAAAAGGUUCAGUUGCCGCUUUUGAUGAACUCUUUAAAGCCCAUUACGUCUUUGGUACGUCAUACAGUUCUUCCCUAAGCAGCUUUUUCACUUUUGUGCAAACAACCAUCUAUAACAUCGACAUGGGGGAAACAAAGGAGACCCCUAGAGUUGCGGAGUUGCGAGCAAGAAUGGUGCGUUAGUUGAGAUAAAACUAUGAAGUGUUUUCUUUGCAAAAGUGACCAUGGAAGUCCAAACAACCUUGUUAAGCACUUUAAGGUAAUUCAUGGACUAUGUACAGGCAGGACUCUUUUUUUGAAGUGUGGUCAAGAAGGAUGCUCACGUUCUUUUGGUAGUUUUUCAGGUUUAAGAAAGCAUCUUAAUAAGUGCCAUGGAAGCAGUUUAGUUGAUUCUGUGGAAUCUGAUCUUUCAUAUCCUCAAAGCACCAUCAAUACAAGUAAUGUUUUUCAUGUUGAAGAGUCGACUGAAGAGUUAGAGGCCGAGUCACAGUUAUCUUCGCCAUACAUUGUAAAUAGUUGUUCAGCUGUAAUUUCUGAUCUAAAGGCAGCAGGUGUUGCUCAAAGUACACUGAAUUCUGUAGUGACUUCCAUGGAAGAGAUUGUUCAAGAUAUCCAUCAGCAUGCUAAAGAGACAGUGAUAAAGCAUGUAUUUAGUAAUGAAAGAGAAACGGAAAUGUGCAAGAAAGUUGAGGCGUGUUUUGAGGGGUUAGAGAAUCCUUUCACAAUUCUAAAUUCGGAAUACAAACGAUCAAAAUUUAUGACUGACAAGUGGGAAAUGGUCGAACCAAUUGAAUGUGUGAUUGGUUCAAGAUUUGACACAAGACGAAAUAAAAAGACUGGAACAUAUGAUCAGGUAGUAGUUCAAGAUAAAUUCAUGUAUAUUCCAAUUUUAUCUACACUGCAGUCAAUAUUUAAAAGUCCAUAUGUUGCAGAAAUGUUGCAACGCUCAGCAACCAGCGACUCUAGACUGAGAGAUAUUUGUGAUGGAUCUUUUUUUAAAAGUCACCCCCUGUUCUCAACUGAGAAGCAGACAAUACAGAUCCAGAUGUUCUAUGAUGACUUUGAGGUCGCCAACCCUCUGGGUCCAAAGCGAGGUAUUCAUAAAUUAGGUGGAGUAUAUUUUACUUUAAGAAACUUCUCUCCAAAAUGGAAUUCUUUUUUAGCUAACAUACACCUGUGCGCCUUAUUUCAUGCUCAAGAUGUUAAACGUUAUGGUUUUAGUGAAAUUUUUGCUCCCAUUGUUCGAGAUAUUAAAGUGUUAGAGAGUGAUGGUAUUGAGAUUCCAUUAUACAAUGGUUUUGUUCGUGGCACUGUAGUGCAGGUUACUGGUGAUAAUUUGGGAUUGCAUUGUUUGUUUGGUCUAGUGGAGUCUUUCAGUGCAAGGUACUGUUGCAGGUUCUGUUUAGCGGAAAAGGAGGACUUUCAGACAGAAUUCUCUGAAGACUCUUCCAAAAUAGUUUUGCGCACCAAAGAUGUACACACUGCUCACUGUCAAGAAAUGGCUUGUAAUCCAUCCCUUCCCUACGUUUUUGGUGUGAAACGUUCAUGCAUAUUAAAUUCAUUGGAGUAUUUUCACACAACAGAGAACUUCUCAGUUGAUGUGAUGCAUGAUGUGUUAGAAGGGGUGGGCCAGUACGAAUUGAAGUUAUUAUUUCUGUAUUUGAAGGAAAAGCAUGUUACAUCAGCAGAAAUACAUUCAAGAAUACAAAGUUUUGAUUAUGGUUUCAUGGAGAGAAACAACAGACCUGUAGCUGUUAAUUUAAGUGAAGGAUCUAAUGAUCUAGGACUGAAUGCAUCUCAGUCCUGGUGCUUACUUAGGAAUGUUCCUCUUAUCUUUGGAGAUUUGUUUACUUCUACUGACCAACACUGGAGCCUGCUUCUUUUACUUCUUCAAAUAAUAAACAUCAUAUUCUCGCCCAUGUUAUCUCAAGGUUUAUGUGUAUAUUUAAAACAUUUAAUUGUGGAUCACCACACACUGUUUAAAAAGUUGUAUCCUCAGAAAAACCUUUUACCAAAGCAUCAUUUUCUUGUCCACUAUCCCCGCUGCAUACAGAAAAUUGGGCCUGUCCUUCAUAGUUGGUGUAUGAGGUAUGAAGGCAAGCAUAAUUUUUUCAAAAAACAGCUUAAAUCGUUUAAAAAUAUUACCAAAACGCUUGCAAAAAAGCAUCAGUUUCAUAUGGCACAUAGUUGGCGAAAUUCAACAACUUUUAGUCGGUUUGACAUUGGUCCAGGAAAAAUGGUGUCUUUAAAUAUGGUAAAAGGAGGUUCUGGAAUUGCUAUGGCAAUGCAAGUGCCCAUUAGCAUUCAGGUUAUGAAGGUUAAUUGGGCUAAACAUAAUGGGUUUGUUUAUCGACCAAACUUGGUUAUCUGUGGGAAAGUUGAAUCUGAAGUCCCCGUGUUUUAUCAGAUUGAGUCAGUUCUGAUAAUGUUUGAAAAACUGUUGCUACUCACAGUGCCUUUAGUUACAGUAACUUUUCAAGAACAUUUCCAUGCUUAUGAGGUGAUCAAAUCAAAGCAGGAUUAUGUUUUUUUUCAUGUCGACAACCUGCAUUACCCUAGGCCUUUUGACAUACAAAUGUCAUAUGGAGGGAAUGACACAACUCUCCUCAUCGUGCCAUAUUGCUUUCUCUGGUAAACAUUUUUAUGAUGAAGAUAUGUUUCUGUCAGAGACAAGGCAAUGGGUUUGCAAUGUAAUUUCACUGACAUUGUAAUGCUUUCUUUUUUUUGUUAAAAUAAAUGGUGAGUGCUGUGAUCUA
Pimephales promelas (fathead minnow) is the source of this 4389-nucleotide messenger RNA. Lineage: Eukaryota; Metazoa; Chordata; Actinopteri; Cypriniformes; Leuciscidae. The record is from RefSeq and is a predicted model, not a curated record.